Molecule: messenger RNA, 2837 nt
Organism: Penaeus indicus
Lineage: Eukaryota; Metazoa; Arthropoda; Malacostraca; Decapoda; Penaeidae
Product: cytochrome P450 9e2-like
Exons: 7
Coding region: 90-1625 (511 amino acids)
Molecular function (GO): heme binding; oxidoreductase activity, acting on paired donors, with incorporation or reduction of molecular oxygen; monooxygenase activity
Source: RefSeq, a predicted model, not a curated record
CUUCCUCGAGCCUAGACUCGCGCGUCAGUUACUGUUCGCGGGCGAGAGUUGUCAUAGUGCACGCUGUCUCGGGACUUAGAUUCUAGAGGAUGAUUGGAGUAACAUGGCUGCUGUUGGGUGCGGCGCUAGCAUUAUUUUGGGCAUAUUCGUGGUGGAAACACAGAUUCUGGGCAAAGAAAGGUGUGCCCACUCCGCCCGUGGUCCCCUUCAUCGGUCAUGCGCAUAAAUUGCUUCUCCCAGAGCCAAGAUGUAACUUUGAAAAAGAGGCCUAUUUCAACUAUAAUGGAUCAAAGUUAUGUGGUGUCUACAUCUUCCACGAGCCCAUGUUACUGGUGGGCGAUCCGGAAGUCAUGAGGAACAUUUACGUGAAGGACUUUGACCACUUUAUGGACAGAAGGACAAUAAACAUGCCGAACGAGAAGGACAAAGUAAUGGCCAACAUGUUGACUAUGAAGACAGGCGAAGAGUGGAAGAAACUGAGAGCCAUCAUGUCUCCCACUUUCACUUCAGGCAAAAUGAAGGGGAUGUUCCCGCUCGUGUGCAAAAAGGCCGACGAACUCGUCUCCUUCUGCCUGAAGGAAGCACGCACAAAGCCCUUUGUCGACAUGAAGUAUAAUUUUGGCCGAUUCACCAUGGACACAAUUGCUUCCUGUGCCUUUGGUAUUGAAUGCAAUUCACUAGUGGAUGAAAAGCCAGAAUUUGCUGAUAAAGUUGACGCUUUUUUCAAAAUUACACCGGGAAUGAUAGGGAGACUUCUUUUCUUGAGCAUAUUUCCUAAACUUGCCAAGCUACUUAAAAUGAGAUUUUCAGCACAAGCAACUGAUUUCUUUACGGAAGUUGCCCAUGAGACCAUGCGAGCGAGGCAAAGUGGAAAUAAAAGAGGAGACUUUUUGGAUCUCUUGCUAGAGGCAGAAGUCUCUACUGGCGAUGCCGAAGGAAACACGGAAAUGCAAGACGACAGUAAAUCAUCCAAGUCUAAACAAGCACUGGAUGAACUUACCAUCAUUUCCCAAAGUGUCUUGUUCCUGAUCGCCGGUUACGAUACAACAGCCUCCACGCUGGCCUUUGCGUCCAUCCUACUUGCCAAGCACCCAGAGAUCCAGCAACGCCUUCGUCAGGAGAUCAGUGAAAUGGUCGAGGAACACGGCGACAUAACCUACCAGGGGAUUAUGGAAGCCAAAUAUCUUGAUGCUUGUGUCAUGGAAACCCUUCGUAUGUACCCACCGGGGCUUUUCCUGGAGCGCAAGUGUAUAAAGGAAUACAAGAUCCCUGGCACGGACGUGACCCUCGAGCCUGGCUUAAUAGUGACAUGCCCGCUCUUCACCAUCCACCGGGACCCGAAGUACUGGCCUGAGCCCGAGGAAUUUCGGCCCGAGCGCUUCCUGCCGGAGAACAAGGCGAACAUCACCCACCUCACGCACAUUCCCUUUGGAAUCGGACCCAGGAACUGUAUAGCGAUGAGAUUUGCCCUCAUGGAAGCCAAAGUGAGUCUGGCCAAGAUGCUUCUUGCCACAGACAUGAAGUUGGCACCAGGACACGAAGAAAUUAAGAUUGAAUUUGGUUUUGGUUUGCUGAGGCCAAAAGACGGGGUUAACCUUCUCCUGACACCUUUGAAAGAAGAGUGAAAAAUGAAAGGAGAGAAAGAGAGAGAGAGAAAGAGUCAUUUAUUCCCAAUGAUUGAGAAAGGAGAGAAAGGAAGAACAUGUAUAACGUGCCUUAUCAGUAACGGAUUCCUGUACAUUAGAAGGGGGCGUGUGAAGCAAUUGUCUGAAAUCUUUCGUAUGUUGGAUAUGUCAUUUUCAAUUUUACCAUUACUUGCUAGCUAAAUUAAUGACAAUGUUAAUGAUGAUAACGAUAAUAAUUAUGAUAAUAAUAAUAGUGAUAGUAAUGGUGAUAUAAAGUCUUCCCUUCUAAGUGCAAAAACAAAGCAAUAAAAUGAAAAAAACGCAAAAAAGUCAUGUAAUUGGAAAGUGCAUGCUAUGAGUUUUAAGAUAAAUAAAUGCUCACGAUAUUUCUUUUUUCUUUUCUUUUCAUUUUUUUUAUUUCCCCUUUAUAUAUAUAUAUAUAUAUAUAUAUAUAUAUAUAUAUAUAUAUAUAUAUAUAUAUAUAUAUUUUUUUUUUUUUUUUUUUUUUUUUUUUUUUUUUUUUUUUUUUUCUGUUGGCAUGAAACUCCUAAUGCAGAAUACAUCAUCACACGAGAAGUCAAAGUAACAUGUAAAAUAUAUUAUGCAUUUACUUAACGCAUCAGUAUUUCUUAAACUAUAGUUAGUUAGAAACAAUACCCAUUUCUGUUAAUAAAAUUAGUUAUUUUUUCGUUAAAUGAUAUUGGUGCCAAAAGAUUAGAAUAGGCAAUUGAACAAAACUAAAAUAUUGAGUAGACAUAUUGUUGUUAUUGUUGUUGAUAUUUUUGAGUCGCUUUCCAUAAAAGAUAAUAAGAUAAAAUAACCAACCUUUCGAACUGACAUAAGAAAUAAGCAGAGUGCCAGGCCCAGUUGUUUCUUUAUUAGGGCUAUUCUCCGUUCCUUUCAACGAGGUAUGUGGUUGUGGUUGAGUUUAUUCAUUUAUUAAUUAUUAUUGUUUUUUAUAGAACUGUAAAAAAGAAUUUCUCCGUUUUUUUUUAUACUUAAAACUGUAAUAAACAUUUCGUCAUUCAAAGAAAACGACGCACAGAAAAGCAGCGGACGAUUUGUAAUGGUGUGGAUUACAAGAUAACAGAAACUGAUAUGUGUUUAUUAUGGGUAAUAAGAUGAUUAAGUAAAUUCGUUCUGGAGGACGAAUCAUGAAGUGAUACAAAUAAUACUUGUAAUGACAAAUAAAGGUAUAGAACAAGUUCUUUA